Dovyalis caffra is the source of this 885-nucleotide messenger RNA. Lineage: Eukaryota; Viridiplantae; Streptophyta; Magnoliopsida; Malpighiales; Salicaceae. The record is from the annotation of a GenBank genome assembly.
AUGUUACCCCUUCAAAACAGGCAAACUAUUAUUGCAUUUGCCACUGUUGCUGCUUCUGCAAUACUUGUUCGCAGAAUUGUCGAUGCCUUCAUGCCUUCUGGGGUCCGAAUAUACUUCUCCAGCCUCUACAGCUUCUCCUCCCGUUUCUCUUCUCACCUACUCAUUGUUGUUUUAGAAGAAUAUAAAAGGCCCGAGUUUAACCAAUUGUUUCAGGCAGCUGAUUCCUAUUGGGGCACUCUUGUAGCGUCAUCAAUAAUAAGAGAUAUAGAGGCUGAGGAAGAAACUGCCAUCGACAAAGAUCAUGAGAUACUUGAUGUUUUUCAAAAUGUACAAGUAAGGUGGAAAUUGGUUUCUACAAAGCUUGAGCAGUUUAAUAGUAAGCAUAAAAACACAACCAUACUUUUAGAUAGGACUUAUGAGCUAACUUUUCACAAGAAAAAUAAAGAUACUGUGCUGAAUAUGGGCAGCAGCAGAGAGUGGCAAUUGGACAACACAUUUGAUCACACAACAACAUUCAAGACCGUUGUAAUGGAUACAAAGCUUAAGAAAACAGUGUUAGAUGAUUUGAACACAUUCAUGAGCGCUCAGGAAAUGUACAGAAGUAUUGGUAAAGCUUGGAAUCGUCGGUACUUAUUAUGUGGCCCUCCUGGCACAGGCAAGUCACGCUUGAAUGCAGCCAUGGCUAAUCACUUAAAUUAUGACGUCUAUGAGCUGGAUCAAACAGAUGUUCAUAUUUACUGCCUCAUGCAUCGCAAAGUCCCCAAUAAAUCAAUAUUUGUGUUCAAGGAUAUUGAUUGCGAUGUCGAGCUAGAAGAUCAAGAAUAUGUGGACGGACCAGAGAAUUAUGGUAAAAAUAAGGUUAGAACUUCUAAACUUCUUCCAUAA